CUCAGGGAGAAAACACCAGUGUAACUUGACAGACUCUUGCAACUUGGAAAAAAAGGUUGGGAGGCUCAGUAAUCCUUCUCCGCUCCCAGGAUUAUUGAGGAACGAGGUGGAGCCUUGUACUUCUGAGAAAGGAUAUAUAGUUGCUGGCAUUUGCCCACUCUGAGGAAUGAGGAAAUAAAGAAAAACUCCAAAGUGAAGAAUCCUAGAGGAGACAUCUUAAGAGCUGAAAACUACCCCUCCCUAUGUGAAAAACAUGUCAUUUACACUGUUUCUAACAAGUCACAAUUGCUGUAAGAUUGGAAAACAUUGCCUGAAGGUUUCACAGUUGUCUUCACACACUUCUCAUGUUCUGUUCACAAAAAAGUUAAAAUGAAUGUGUUGCCUCAAGCGAUCCUGCAAAUCCCAGGGGAGCAUCCCAAGUUCAUAAAACAGACUGUUGGCCCCUCAUUAGACUUUGCAAGGAUUCAUUUGAUCAAAGACAAAGAUGGCAUAGAUGAUUAUUUGGCGAAGAAUAUCAAAGGGUUGUCAAAACAAGAAGCUGCUGCUAACAGGAAUUUAUACAAGAAGAACAUCUGCAUAGACAUGCUGCGACAGGGUUAUCACAAGUCCUUCUCCGAGCUCUUCACUCUGAUAGAGAAGUGGAAUGCCUUGAGGGAGGCUGCAGGGCCUGGGUCAGCCAUAUGGCAGCAGAAGUCCCUGGAGGAGCAGCCUGAUAAGCUGGAUCAGCUUUACCACUUCCUGACCAGGGCUGAGGCAGCCCAGCGAGCAGGGCACUAUGAGGAGGUGUAUGAUAACCAGCUUAACUUGGCCUACUAUUUCAAUGACCCUGAGGACAAAUGGUUAAGUAAUUACUUUUAUGAGCGAUGCUUUAACACUGCUAAACUAAUAACUACUGAUAUCAAGAAAAGAGAGGCACAAGCACAUGCAAAUAUGGGCCUCAUCAAAGAGGAACAAGGUCAUGUCUUGAAAGCUGCUGAGUAUUAUGAAACAUUUUAUCACCUAACGGAGGGUUCAACGUGGAAGGAUGUGAGAGGCCAUACUUACAAUUCACUGGCAUCUGAGUAUCUCUGGAGAAUUUAUACAUUAUUAGCAGACAAAAUGCUAGAAAAUAAAGAACACCAACAGGCCAUCAAAACACUAAAAAAAGCUUUAAAAAUGGCAAAAAAUGUAGGUGAUAUGAAGAUCCAAGGAGAAGCUACGUAUUGCCUAAGUUUAGCAUAUUAUUUUGCUGGAGAACAACAGAAAGCAUUAUCAACUUUGGACACCUCUGUAAAAAUCUUCACACCACUUUGUGAUUCUGCUGGCCUAAGCAGAGCAUAUGCAGCUAUAGCCAAGAUCCUGGUAAGUCAGGGAAAAGCAGCUGAAACUAAGAAGCACUUGGAAGAGUUUAUGAAGGGUGCUGAGAACGCUCAUCUAAGCCAAAGCCUGGUGGAUGCAUGCGUAUUGCUUGGGAAUAUUUACAAUGAAGGAGGGAACUAUAAUGAAGCUUUUGAAUAUUUCAGUCAGGCUUAUGAGACAGCAAAAACUUUAAAUAAUUUGCCCUUAGUGGAUGAAAUGAAGGCUUACUAUGGCAUUGCAAAGGCUCAUAAACUGAUGGUGCCAUUUAACAGCCAUAUAGAAGCAGAAGAUCUCAUAAACCUCAAGUAUCUGCUGGCAUGGAAGGAGAACAGAAGUGACAUGUGCACUGACCCUCUUACAGUUGAACUUGAUAAAGAAACAAGUGCUUCAGAGCCCUGUGAGCCUCUUCCAGAGACACCAGAUCUAGAUCCUUCGUGAGGACGCCUGCUUACUUACAGAGAAGCCAAUAAUGAGUACAGGAAGAUCCUUGAAGAGUCAUGCAACCAAGUAGGAAUUUUGGUAGGAGUUUUGUCAUUUAAACAGAAGCAGAGUGUUGCAGUAUAAAUAUCUGAGAGCUCUAAGUUCUUUUAUGACUGGUGUGGCUUUAAUGCGCAUUACAUGUUUUUAGUCAAAAAUAGCUGGUGUUAUUGAAAUAAAUACGAAAGAAAAAGAGUAAUAUAGAAUAGAAAGUUUUCAUGUUGUGCCCCUAAUGCUUAUUGCAUUCCAAAGUGUCAAGAUCCUCCUGUUAAGAUAUUAAACAUUCUUUAUGCCUACUGAAGGGGAAUCCAAGAUGCUCAAUACUUUGUAAGAUCAGGUUCUAAAUGUGCCUGAAGUAUUUUCUUUAAAUGCCAAAUUGUUGUCCCUUUCAGACAAAAAAAGCUACAAGCUUGACACCUUAUUUAUAGGGCUAUCAGUGAUUUUAGCGUCUGCGCUUAACAGUUGGAGUUCAACUGUAGCUUGGAUAGAAUAGUUCCAACCUCGGUGGCACAUUAUGGUGUGAUUUUUAUCUAAUCCAUUAUGCAGGUUAGACCCAAAACACAGCUAAGUCUUUUUUAAGAUCUGGUUGAACACACUCAUGAAACUGUUAAAAGCCUGUGCAAUCAAAGCAUUUGAAAUGCCAUUGACUGUCUCAAGUGCAACAUCAAUCUAUCUAUAGGCACAGCUGAAACAACUGUACAUUUAACAUUGUAUUUAACAAUGAAAGUACAUCUGGUAGAAUACCUGUAUGUCACAUUUUCAAAAGUGAACCGGAAAUUUCCCUUUGAGCAAAGCCUGUGUUCAUUCACACAGUCAGCUAAAAGAAUUCUGCUUCGAUUCUUUUUGUUAAAUAAUCUGAAGCACUGAUUUUGGAGUGUGUGUGGAGAAUUGUCUCCCAUUUUGAGCUGAUGAAAUUCUGGACUGUGGAUUCCUCACACGACCCGCAGCAGUCUGACUCCUGUGGUCUUCACAGUCCUCAGAGGGCAUUUUCCAGCUGCCAUUGCUGUUGGCCCAAAGAAGAUUUAGAGGGCAGAAGAUGCAGGAUAUCACUUUGCAAAAUACGUGUAAAAGCAGGAUUUGGAACCUUUAAAUUUUACCUAGGAAAUCUGGUGCAAGCUUUCAUAGUUUCAUGUAUUAGAAAACCUGUUCUUUCAAACUACAUAAACAAAGCUUUAAGAGUCCAAAUAGUCAACUAUUUGUUUCUUUAAACAGAGGUUUCCAGAUUCAGAGUUUGAAGCAAGAUCCAUUAGACCUCUAAUCAGUUUUUAUGGUAGUCUUUGAGCAAACAAUAGCUUUUGCCAUAAUCAUAACUCAAUUCACAGUUUUCUUCAGGAUUGCAGUUUGAGUAACUGGUUGACAUGUGACAAUAGAAUUUCUCCGUGUUUUAAGGCAUGGUAAAAAUGUUUUCAUUAAAUGUUUCAUCAACUAGCUCUUAUUAGACCAUUUUUGAUCAAGAUGAUAUGUACAUGAAAUGUAUACAAAUACUUCAUAAUUUUAUCUUUUACUUAGAGGUCUUUAUCAUCUGAACACCAAGUUUAUUACAGUAAUGUUUAUUUAGAAUGUUUUACAAAGCUGAAAAGUUGUGUAAGAAUGUUCCUACAUGUAAUUAAGCACACACGUGAAGAUACAAAUCUCUUUGCUGAGUGUUAGAGACGAACAUUUUACAAAAAACAGGAAGAUAAACAGGACCAUGAAUUAAAUAUAAAAAAUAAGAAUAUCAAGUUUACUCCUUAUAUUUUAAUGCUAUUGACAUAAAAUAUAUAUACAUUUUUAAAAAGCACAAUUUUGUAAAUAGUAUCUGAAAAUCACAUUAAUCUGCAAACUCUUCUGAUCUUGAUAAGUAUAGUAUGACUGCUUGUAAGAGGUUUCUAUUUUUAGGUAAUUGGAAUUUCUUCUAUCAGAAUAUUGACAAAAGAAAUGGUGUAUUUUAAUUUAUCCUUCAUAAUAAGAAUAAAUUAU
This is a messenger RNA of Strigops habroptila (Kakapo), 3774 nucleotides long. It is a transcript of the gene TTC29, whose product is annotated as tetratricopeptide repeat domain 29. Gene Ontology annotation, molecular function: protein binding. The record is from RefSeq and is a predicted model, not a curated record. Bases 370 to 1776 code for a protein of 468 amino acids. The transcript is spliced from 14 exons. Lineage: Eukaryota; Metazoa; Chordata; Aves; Psittaciformes; Psittacidae.